AUGCCGCUGAAUAAACUUUUACAGAAGCAAAAUAUCGACUUAGUUGAGGCAGCCAGGGAGAGCCAGGUUCUUAUAGCAACAUUCCGUGCCGAGAGAACGGACGAUUCUGUGUGGGAUGAGCUAUACGGCAAAGCAGUUGCCAUGGCCGAGGUGCAGGAAGUGGAACCUUCAAAGCGAAGAACAGCUCGACACCAACGCCACCGUGGCAACGUUCCCGCCGAUUCCAUCUCGGAAUACUGGAAAAGGGCGCUAUUCUCUCCGUUCGUUGACCAUCUGGUUGUAGAACUAGAAGAUCGCCUUGUGAUUGCCAACGACAGAUUCAAAGUACAGUAUCUGAUACCAAGUCUUGUUCAUGAACUGACAACUGCUCAAGAAGAUGCAAUAUUUGAUGCGUUUCAUUACGACUUCAGUGGAGAUCGUGAAAGCUUCAGACGUGAAGUUGCCCGCUGGAGAGUACGGUGGUCUUUGGAAGAAACAAAGCCUUCUGACAUUGGUGCAACGUUAAAAGACACAAACAAAACUCUGUAUCCAGACAUUUUCAUAUGUCUGGUGGUGUUUAUCACCAUGCCAGUCUCAACAGCCUCGGCUGAGAGGCAGUUCAGUAUCAUGAGAAGGGUGAAAAACUACAUGAGAUCUACUGUGUCCACUGAACGUAUGUCUGGACUAGCAAUGCUGCAUAGUUACAGAACUAUAGACAUUGACAUUGAAAAUAUUAUCAUACAGUUUGCUGGCAAAAAGGACAGAAAAUUAGACUUCUUUUAG
Messenger RNA from Mercenaria mercenaria, 762 nucleotides. RefSeq lists its product as uncharacterized. The transcript has a single exon. Gene Ontology annotation, molecular function: protein dimerization activity. The coding region runs from base 1 to 762 and encodes 253 amino acids. The record is from RefSeq and is a predicted model, not a curated record. NCBI's taxonomy places the organism in Eukaryota, Metazoa, Mollusca, Bivalvia, Venerida, Veneridae.